This is a messenger RNA of Dromiciops gliroides (monito del monte), 1822 nucleotides long. It is a transcript of the gene TNFSF14, whose product is annotated as TNF superfamily member 14. The record is from RefSeq and is a predicted model, not a curated record. The coding region runs from base 193 to 936 and encodes 247 amino acids. Gene Ontology annotation, molecular function: tumor necrosis factor receptor binding. Lineage: Eukaryota; Metazoa; Chordata; Mammalia; Microbiotheria; Microbiotheriidae. Gene Ontology annotation, cellular component: membrane. The transcript is spliced from 4 exons. Gene Ontology annotation, biological process: immune response.
AUUGCCCAUCAGGUACUUCCCAGACACUUCGCUGGAUACAUCAGCCCUUACCCACUUGGGUGCUAGAGCUGGGCACGAGAGCUGGCAUUUUCCUGGCCCUGGAGGCCGAGCCGUUUCCUAAGAACUGAGCCUGGGCACCUUCCCAGGCCUUAAGGCUGAGCACCAAAGCUGGAGAUUUAUUCAGUACCCGUGAUGUCAGAGGGCAGAAGACCCAUGGGAGAUCCAGGGAUUCAUCCAUCAAUGUUUGUCGUGGAUGGACAGACGGAUGUGCCCUUCCCCCCACGGAGACAGAGCAAGCAACGGACAUGCCAGGGAACACAGCUGGGCCUGGGGCUCCUUCUCCUCCUGGCACUGGCUGGCGUAGCUAUAGAGGGCUAUUUUCUAUGGAGUUUCCACUGGGACCUGGCGGCCCUCAACCUUCGGCUCCCGAGAGAGGAGAGCUCCUUGGAGCAGCUGGUUCAGGAGAGGAGAUCCUAUCAGGACAAGCCAGCAGCUCACCUCACAGGUGCCAACUCCAGCUUGGCAAUGAAAGGUGAACCAAUGCUCUGGGAGGCCCACCUGGGCCUAGCUUUUCUUCGAGGCCUGGAAUAUCGAGCAGGGUCAUUGGUGUGCAUUGAGCCUGGCUACUAUUACAUCUAUUCGAAGGUGCAGCUUGGUGGUUUGGGAUGCCCCGGAGGGUCAGUGACCGGGGGACCUGUUACCCACGGGCUCUACAAACGAACUGCCAGAUACCCUGAAGAGCUGGAGCUGCUGGUCAGCCGUCGGUCCUCCUGUGGUUGGGUGGGGGCUUCAGCCAGAGUCUGGUGGGACAGCAGUUUCCUAGGCGGUGUGGUCCACCUUGAGGCUGGUGAGGAAGUCUUUGUCCGAGUGCCAGAAGAGAGACUGGUCAGGAUCAAGGAUGGGACCCGUUCCUAUUUUGGGGCCUUCAUGGUUUAAGCUGCCUCAGUUUCUCCAUCUGCAAAAUGAGGGAUUUGGAUUAGAUGAUCUCUGUGUUUUCUUCUAGCUGUCAAUCCAAUAUCCUGUGGUCCCAGCUGUGUGACUUUGGGCAAGCGACUGCCUCUCUGGACCCCAGUUUAUCCCAUCUGUAAGAUGGAAGUAUUAUACUACAUGGUCUCUAAGGAUCCUUCCAGCUCUCAGUUUUAUGAACUAUGGCUGACGGUCCAGCCCGGGCAGGUAUCUUGGGGGAAACAGAGGGUGCUUCCAAGACCAGUCAGAGAGUUAGUAGAUGCGAGUCAGAGAGGAUGGCAAGACAAAGGACUGGUCUGUCCAUUCAGGACACCAACAGUGGCCUCAGGGCCAGCUAGGGAACCUGGAACUGAUGCUGAAUUUCCUGACAUUCAGGAUGGGGUUUGGGGACUCACAGGGGUAUUUAUCAGGCGGUUUGGGGAAAACAGGUGAGGGGACCUUGUUCAAGGUUUGACACUCACCUACUGUAAUCUACACAAAUACAGUAGGACACACAUACAAUCACAGAUGGAUAGAUACAUAGAUGUGUUUGUAUGUAUAUGCACACACAUAGUCACAUAGGGCAUAUCAGAGAUGUCACACACAAGGAAAUAGUUCCACAAUGGCAUGCACACCCUGACCCAAAGUCACCUACAUCUUAUAGUUGCACAUGAAUAAAGCUUCACAAAGUCACAGUCACACUUCUCUUCCACACCCACAAAUCACACACCUCUCUUACAUAAUCACACAGUUACACAUGAAUGGAUUCUGUCACACAAUUCUGUCUCUGUCAGUCUCUGUCCCUCUGUCUCUCCUUUUUCUUCUCUUUCUCUUUCCUCUUUCUCUGUAUCUCUUUCCUCUUUUUUCUUCUCUUUCU